This is a messenger RNA of Caenorhabditis angaria, 608 nucleotides long. The record is from the annotation of a GenBank genome assembly. Lineage: Eukaryota; Metazoa; Nematoda; Chromadorea; Rhabditida; Rhabditidae.
AUGAAUUCUGUUCAAUUCUUAACAUUUCUAUUUUUCAUAUUCUUUAAUUGCUCUUUUGCACAUGAUGAUAGUUUUGAGGUGAGCACAUUUUUUAAAAUUCUUGCUAUAAUGUUUCUCGGCAAAAUUUUGCCAUUUUUCCAAACCAAAAAAAACUCACAUUUUUCGCUACAUUUCAUAAAAAACGUUGAGAAAAUAAGGGCGGCAAUUUGAAUGUUUCUAAAUAUCAGAAAUGAGCAAAAUGAUUCACGUCAAAUUAUUUAAGCUUAAAUCUCUCACAAAAGUAGGACAAACAGAUCACCUUUAAUAUAUCAGAAAGAAAAAAUGUACUUUCGAGUCAUAAUUAGAUCAAUGAACAACUAACAUGGCCUAUCUGUUUUUUACAGCGUGAUAUUCUUGAUGCCGCAUUUCAAUUAAACGAAUUUCCCCGAACAAGUUCGAAUCGUCGAGUUCGAAUCGAUCAAGCUGAAAAUGAUGAAGAAGAUAUGCAACAAGCAGUACAAAUUCUGGGAAAAGCCACUGAUUUGCUUGGUUCAAUCAUAACUAGUGAAAAUUCACCACUUCCAUUUAGCUUUUUAUCGACUUUGAAUUCAAAUCGCGGAAGAAAUUAA